Gilbertella persicaria is the source of this 819-nucleotide messenger RNA. RefSeq lists its product as uncharacterized. Lineage: Eukaryota; Fungi; Mucoromycota; Mucoromycetes; Mucorales; Choanephoraceae. Gene Ontology annotation, cellular component: lipid droplet. The record is from RefSeq and is a predicted model, not a curated record. The coding region runs from base 1 to 819 and encodes 272 amino acids. Gene Ontology annotation, biological process: lipid storage. Gene Ontology annotation, molecular function: lipase activity. The transcript has 3 exons.
AUGGCUUCUUUUAUCAAGAACUCAGUUAUGCGUACACCUUUACGUGCAGUCUGGGAAGUCUCUGGUUGCCAGACUGAGACUUUAUUAUGGCCAGCUAAAGCAACAAAGAAUAAGACGAUUCUUGUUUUUAUACCAGGUAAUCCUGGACUUGUUGAAUAUUAUACUAGUUUUCUCGAAAGAGUCCAUACCUCGGUUGCAUCCCCUUCUUUUGAAAUUAUCGGAGGCGUUUAUUCACUUCAAGAUCAAAUCCAGCAUAAAGUAGACUGCCUUGAUACGCUCAUCAAACAGAAUGACCCCGAUACUCGCUUUAUCUUGAUGGGUCAUUCUAUAGGCUCUUAUAUCUCGGCUUCUGUUCUCAAAGAGCGCCCAAAUCAUGGUAUCUCUCGUAUCGUUGCACUUUUUCCUACUUUAAGGGAAAUUGCCAUUACACCCAAUGGUGUUCAAAUCAAUCGUCUUGUAAAUACAAUUCCCUCGUGGGUAUUUGGUGCUACUGGCUCAGUUCUAUCGUGCCUUGCACCUCCUUUUCGCCAAUACCUUGUCAAGUUGUUUACUGGACAAUCAGGCGAAGGAUUACAAGUGACAGCUCAUCAAUUGCUACAUUCGAACGUGCUUAAGAAUGUGAUUACAAUGGCAAGGUUUGAAAUGGAUACAGUAAAAGCAUUAGACCAUGAUUUCUAUACUGAACAUUUGGACAAGUUUAUCAUGUAUUACUCUGCCAAUGAUCAAUGGGCACCCAAAGACCAUUAUGAUUACAUGCUGAAGCAUUUUCCAAAAGGCAAGUAUACGAUACGUAUAUAUAUAUAUAAUAACCGAUAUUAG